Salvia splendens (bonfire salvia) is the source of this 1630-nucleotide messenger RNA. RefSeq names its product mitochondrial division protein 1. Lineage: Eukaryota; Viridiplantae; Streptophyta; Magnoliopsida; Lamiales; Lamiaceae. The transcript is spliced from 8 exons. Bases 7 to 1503 code for a protein of 498 amino acids. Gene Ontology annotation, molecular function: protein binding. The record is from RefSeq and is a predicted model, not a curated record.
AUCGAAAUGAGCUCGAGCUCCACUGCCAUAACUGAUCUCAAUCUGGAUUGUUUGGGUCACUGCGCGAAAUACCUCAGCCUCCGAGAUGUCUCAAACAUCUCCAUGUCCUGCAAAUACCUUAAUCGAGCCGCUUACUCCGAUUCCAUAUGGCAAUCACUCUUCAGGCAAGAGUGGCCGCAUGUUGUGCCUGAAGAAUCCAGCAAUAGAGAAGCAUAUCUCCGUAGGCAUACUACAUUGAACCAGUUUAGAUAUGUUGAUCCCCUGCUUCUUGACUCUUAUUUCGUCGGAAAACCAUCACAUUCACACCACAUACUGUUUUACAAAAACGACAUUAUAUUCUCCAAGGGUCCAUCACUAUACUCCUUGAGGACUGAUGACCUUGUGCAUGAAGCUACUUCUACAGCACCACAAGGCUUCUCUUUUCAACUUUGCGGUAACCAUAAUGCAAGACUUACUUCUAUCAGAUUGUAUUCUCGUACAGAGGCAAAUAUUUGUCAAAAUGAGUCCGAACGAGAUGAUAAUAUUCUGUUGACAUCAAGCAGUGACCAUACAAUUCGCCUGUGGUCAAAGGGAGGGAACCGAUGCUUCAAAGGUCAUACUGGCCCAGUGCUCACCCUCUCGGAUAAACUAUUGGGUGGCAGUGUUGGGAACAUAUUCGCUAGUGGAGGUGAAGAUGGUACAGUUCGCCUUUGGUCUAUCAACUCAUCUGGAAAUCGAGGCCAGCAAGCUCUGAAGGCCACACUUUAUGGGCAUGAAAAGGCUGUGCCAUUUAUGUCAGUGGCUGGGCACAAAGCAUCCCUGUUGGUCAGCAUUUCAAAGUACGGAAAGGUUAGGGUCUGGGACACUACGACAGCAUCGUCUUCUAGUCGUACCUCGUGUUGUGUGGGAACGACUUGUGUACCUGCUGCACCUGUGGGUAUAAGAUGCCAUGAAUCACUUCUGUAUGUAGCUGCCGGGCCUUCUGUAACGGCUGUUGAUUUGAGAACAAUGUGUAAAGCAUUCACAGUAUCCCAGCAAGUAAAAAUACAUUCAUUUGAAUUGUUGCCUUCAAAAUCUCUACUCUGUGUUGGUUCCACUAGCAGAGGAAAUCUAUGGGAUAUCAGGAGAGUUACGGAUUCGGGUAUAGUAGCACCAACUACUGAACUGAACGGACAUGCUGGCCCUAUAAAGCACAUACAUAUGGAUUCGUACAAAAUCGUGACAGGUGGACCAGAUGAUGAGUGUGUUAAUGUUUGGGAUGUCGAUACUGGAAGACAGACAAAUUCGUUGCUUUGUUCUGCUCCAGAUAGAGAAGCAGUGAAUGGAUGCUCAGCACUGGCUGUUGAUGGGUGUAGAAUCGUUACUGCCGGUACAGUCAGCCCAGAAUUGACUGCAGUCCUCAUCAGGGACUUCAGGAAUGCUACAAACUAUUUGAGUGAACCUGCUGUAGCAAGUUCUGCUGUUUCCAAAUUCUGGGAUCCCCAGUCAAGUGAUAGUUUGGAACGAGUAGAUUGGGAAGAGUGAAUGCUGAAUUUUUCUCAUUUCUUUUACUCCAACUUUGUCUGUGUGUUUAAUAGUGGGAUAAAAAUUGAACAAGGGAGAAAAGAGCUGACUGUUUGGAAGUUGAUGAUAGAAAUAUACUCUUUUCAUA